AUGGCUGAUGAUCCACUGACCAUGGGACCUGACUCGAACUCAAAGCCCGUCGGCAAAUCCCGGGGGCUGUAUGGAUUUUCUGGAGAGUUAGAGCAAGUUCUGAUUAUGGUCAUGAAUUUUGGGUUCACAGAUGGUAUAUACAACGACAGCUCUUUCACCAUUGCCACCCUAGAUCCUAUUUUCCAACCCAGUCGCGACUUGUCUGUAAUGGGUGGUACCAGUCUUUUCCGAUUGGGGUACAGUGGUGAGACUUGCAGCGAAGAAACGCUUCUUGAAGAAGAUGAUGAAAGGAAGGUUGGUGUUGACUUGGCUUUUGAUCGUCGGCAUCGCGGCCGCACCAGCUUAUUCCGAGUAUUACUCCAAUGGCGUUACUCAACGGCGAUGACCCAACUGCAGUCAUGGUUGCCCAUGCCAACCUCACAGGUCAUCGGAAAUGCUCAGGGCCUCUAUGUAUCAUCCAAUAAAGGCGAAGACCUAAUUCUGGUAUUUUACCUCGAUUUUGGUUUCACUACCGGCAAGUUUAAUGGAAGCUCCAUCAGUAUUUUUUCGAGAGAUAUAGCGGCAGAUCCAGUAGCGGAGCUUGCAGUUGUAGGAGGGAGAGGGAAGUUUAGGAUGGCAAGAGGGUUUGCCCUGCUUAAGAUUGUUUACUGGGACACUGGUAGUGGCAACGCUGUGGUUGAGUGUGAUGUCACCGUAAUUCAUUACGCAGAGCAAACCAAGGUUGCAACAACAUCUAUAGUUUAG
Messenger RNA from Ilex paraguariensis (yerba mate), 744 nucleotides. The record is from the annotation of a GenBank genome assembly. NCBI's taxonomy places the organism in Eukaryota, Viridiplantae, Streptophyta, Magnoliopsida, Aquifoliales, Aquifoliaceae.